This is a messenger RNA of Dothidotthia symphoricarpi CBS 119687, 942 nucleotides long. Its product is annotated as kinase-like protein. The record is from RefSeq and is a predicted model, not a curated record. Bases 1 to 942 code for a protein of 313 amino acids. The transcript has 2 exons. NCBI's taxonomy places the organism in Eukaryota, Fungi, Ascomycota, Dothideomycetes, Pleosporales, Dothidotthiaceae.
AUGGAGCCUUGCGAACAAUCAGACCCAACGUUGGAAUGCUCGCCCCACUCAGAAGUCAACGGGCUUUUCCCAUACAGCGAAAAGGUCAUAUUCCAAGACUCAUAUUUCUUCCAGAAACCUCAUGCGCCAACAUCUCUGCCGUCUCCAGCUGAGGUAAGAGAAAAUCAAUCAAUGGACCCCCACGCACGUAAUAUAAGGCGACCGCGACCUGUGCGUUUCCCUAGCAUGGGUCUGUUAGUAAAAUACGGAACAGAGAUAACAAUUGCUGAGGCACAGUGCCUCUUGUUUAUACGUAGAACGCUUCAGACAGUUCCUGUUCCCGAGGUGUAUGGAUGGUGUAAAGAUGAUAAUCAGGUAUUCAUUUAUAUGGAGUUGAUGGAUGGCAAUACACUAGAGAAGAGCUGGGAGAUAAUGGUUGAAGAUGACAGGUUGGCGAUAUGUCAGCAAUUACGACAUAUGAUAGAUGCAUGGCGCAGUCUCGAGAACAGUUAUGAUCCUCCUUUCAUUGGACAUGUUGGCAAACAGCCACUAUUAGACAUAAUCUUUACAGACACCUGCUCUCAAACCGCUGGUCCCUUCUCCAGCGUCACCGAGUUCCACAACUGGUUUACUUCAACAUUUGGCCCAAAUAGGGAUAUGGAUGUUGAGGACAUAUCAACACAUCCGUACCGCUCCUUUAUCCCAGACGACUUUCCUAUUGUGUUUACACAUGGGGACCUACACCCUAGCAACAUCAUAGUUUCUUUAGGGCCUAAUCCUCGUGUUGUUGCGAUUGUUGAUUGGCAUCAAUCGGGGUGGUACCCAUCAUACUGGGAAUACUGCAAGGCUAGGUGGACGUCAUGGAUUGGCAAAGAAUGGGAGGCCAACUACUUGCCCCUUCUCCUAGACCGUCACGACUGUUAUGAUUACUGGGACUAUUUUGUCCUGGCUCGUGGGGCAUGA